ACAAAAAAUAACGGGUAAAGAUUCACUAGUUGUAUAGACGGAAAACGUAUUCAAAUACGGUAGUAAUAGAACUCUAGUGCUAAUUAAGCUCCCGUAUCUGUGUGCAGUUUGACAGCAUCAAUUGAAUUGGUUUAUAUGAUAUUUGAGGCGAUGCAGAGUGUCUUGUAAGAAAUGGACCCAGGUGAGACGGCAACAGCUUUUGCUUAUGCGAGUUGGUCAUGGACGGUGGUGUGCCUUUUCCUAUCAGGUAUUUUUUUUGGUUCAUUCAUAUCAGGCAUGUUACUCAGUUGGAAAGCCUUACUCAGCAGCAAGUUCCGGGCUCUGCUGGGUUACCAAGAUUCAGAUUCGGGCGAGGAAGUUUCGGCUUCUCUUCAUUCUCUGGGUUCAAAUAUCAGCAAAGACAGCUCUCUUAUCCAGCAGGCAGAUUCAGCUUGCUAUCAUCUUCCUCCGGAGUCAAAGUCAAUUAUCAGUGAGAGGAGUACGUUUUAUAAGCGGGGUUAUAAAUAUGAUGUGUAUCUGAGUUUCGCAGGUGAUAAAAAAUGCAUUAGUUUUAUUAAUUAUCUUAAGUAUCAUCUCUUGAAAGAAGAUAUUUUGGUCUAUAGAGACGAGGUGGAUUUACAGAAAGUAGAUAUAAUCACAGCACGGUUCCGCCAAGGAAUUAAAGAUUCACGGAUUUCUAUCGUUGUCUUCUCAAGACAUUUUGCUAGCUCAAUUUUGUGUUUGGAAGAACUGGUUGCUAUAGUUGAUUGUCACAAAAAUAAGAAGCAGGAACUUGUCCCAAUUUUCUCUGAUGUGGAUCCACGUGAUGUUCGACAUCAAAGUGGGGCAUGCAAGUUUGCCUUUGAUUCUCUAAGGAAGAGAGCUAAAGAUUAUCCUGACAAGAUCUACAAAUGGAAGGGAGCAAUGACGUAUUUGGCAAAAUUAAGUGGUUUUCAUUUAACACAUCAGGCAAAAGCCGAAUGGAUUGAAAGAAUCGUUGAGGAGGUGUCGGACAUACUGGUUUAUAAAUUCCAAAGGACAAGGUCCACUGAUAAAACUCCAGGAUUCACUCAAAGAAGACCAUCAUUGCAGGAAGUCAACAAAUAUGACGUGUUUCUCAGUCUCAGACGCACCCACACUAGCUACACACUUAUUGACAAUCUUUACCAUUGUCUCACCAAGGAAGGAUUUUCCACCUUCAAGAGUGACGACAAGAUUCAAAGAAAAGAAUCCAUUCCGUCACAGGUCCUCCAAGCAAUCAAAGAUUCGCAGAUUCUUAUUGUUGUCUUCACAAGAGAUUAUGCUGACUCAACAAGCUCCUUGGAAGAAAUAGCUACCAUAGUUGAAUGUCACCGGGAACCAAAACAAACUAUCAUCCCAGUUUUCUUUGAUGUGGAUUCUAUGGAUGUUCGAAGACAAACUGGCCCUUACGAGAAAGCCUUCGCUUCGUACACAAAGGAAUUCAAACAAGAUCCUUUCAAGGUUCAACGGUGGAGGUCAGCUUUGAAGCGAAUGGCCAAUUUGAGUGGUGUGGUUCUAAGAGAUGAACCAGAGAUUCAAGCGAUUGGAAAGAUCAUUCAGAUAGUAGAACUAUGCAGUACGCUUAGUAGCCAUAAUCAAGUUGGAAUACAAUCCAAUUUAAACAUGCUAGAGAAGCUUUUGAAAUUAGAGGAUGAGUGUGUAUUAGUUCUUGGAAUUUGGGGAAUGGUUGGAUCUGGAAAGACAACUCAUGCUUUAGCUUUGUAUGACAGAAUCUCUGAGCAAUUUGAGGCUGCUUGUUUUAUUAAGGAGGUAAGCCAGGUUUACAGAAUCGGUGGUGCUACUGCUGUUCAGAAACAAAUCCUCCAUGGAACAUUAAACGAAAAACUUUCAGAUGUUUACAGUCCUUUCGAAAUAUCUGGAUUGGCAAGGAAAAGGUUAUCUUGGAAACGGAUCCUUAUAGUCUUUGACAAUGUUGAUGAACUAAUGCACUUGAAGGAAUUGGCUAUAAAUCCUAUAGUGCUUGGGAUGGGAAGUAGGAUUAUCAUAACCACUAGGAAUAGGCAAAUUUUGAAUGCAUAUGGAGUAGAUGAAAUUUACCGCAUUCCACUAUUGAAUAAAGAUGAAGCUCGUGAUCUGUUCCUGAAUGCUUGUCGAGGUGGUAUUGUUAAUGAUCAGAGCUGUUCUGAGUUCAUUCCUAGAGUACUAGAAUAUGCUCAUGAUCUUCCGUUGGCAAUCAAAGUACUGGCUUCUCUUUUGCAAUACCGUGAUGUAACCUUCUGGCAACAUACCUUGAAUAGACUGAGAAGAGGGCCAUUUUUUGAAAUCAUGGAGCCUCUUCAAACAAGUUUUGAGAGUUUAGACCAGGAAGAGAAACAAAUCUUUUUGCACAUUGCUUGUUUCUUUCAUGGGAAGAGAGGGGAUUAUGUAAUCCAAGUUCUAAAUUCUUGUGGAUUUUUUGCUGAAAUUGGGAUUCAAGCUUUGUUGGACAAAUCACUCAUCACUAUCCAAAAUGAGGAAAUUCAUAUGCACGGUCUGUUGCAAGAUUUGGGAAAGAAAAUUGUCCGUGAAGAAGAUCCAAAAAAUCCAGCAUUGCGUAGUAGAUUGUGGCUUAGCGAGGAUUUUAUCGUUGCCUUGAACUCAACAACGAAGGGAAGCAAAGUUAAAUCCAUAGUUCUAUAUGAGGGUAACUCUGCCUCCCAACAUGAAUAUUUGAACAUUGAAGGAUUGUCAAAAAUGAGAAAUCUUGUACUGCUGAUAUUAUAUGAUCAAGACUUUGGGGGAAGUCUACCUUCUCUUCCCCACAGAUUACGGUAUCUUUGGUGGCAGGGAUAUUCUUUCUCUUCUUUGCCUUCAUUUGAACCGUAUAACCGUCUUGUUGAAUUGAAUUUGCCUAACAGCCGCAUCGAACACCUAUGGAAUGGCUGCAAGAACUUCCCACGUUUGGAAAGGGUGGAUUUGAGUUACUCAGAAGAGCUCAUAGAGACGCCAAAUUUUGAAGGGAGCUCAAGUCUUAAGCGGCUAGAUCUCACGGGAUGCACAAACCUAGUGCAAGUCCAUCCAUCUAUCGGAUAUCUUAAAGAACUUGCUUACUUGAGUUUCCGUGACUGUUAUAAGUUGGUCACCCUCAAUCUUGAUCAUGAAAGCAAAUUAAGUUCUUUGAGGGUUCUUGACCUCUAUAAUUGCAAAAAUCUUAAGAACAUACCAGAUUUUACAGGACUACCCAAUCUUGAGCACAUUGAUCUUGGAGAUUGUACAAGUUUAUCUACUAUUCAUCAUUCUAUUGUGAAUCUUAAAAAGCUUAAGUUCUUAAAGGUGCCAGCCACCAUAAAUCUUGAGUUAAGUGAUGUCACAAUUAUUCAAACUCCAUAA
This is a messenger RNA of Arachis stenosperma, 3330 nucleotides long. Its product is annotated as disease resistance protein Roq1-like. Gene Ontology annotation, molecular function: ADP binding. The transcript has 5 exons. Lineage: Eukaryota; Viridiplantae; Streptophyta; Magnoliopsida; Fabales; Fabaceae. Bases 172 to 3330 code for a protein of 1052 amino acids. The record is from RefSeq and is a predicted model, not a curated record. Gene Ontology annotation, biological process: signal transduction; defense response.